Messenger RNA from Prunus avium (sweet cherry), 1744 nucleotides. Its product is annotated as RNA-binding (RRM/RBD/RNP motifs) family protein. Lineage: Eukaryota; Viridiplantae; Streptophyta; Magnoliopsida; Rosales; Rosaceae. Gene Ontology annotation, molecular function: RNA binding. The record is from RefSeq and is a predicted model, not a curated record.
UGACUCAUUUUGCUCAGUAGCGCAGAAAGCACAGGGGAACAGGAAGAGGCUGGGCGACAAUGAUGAUAAGCACCGGUAGGUUUUCACCUUCCUGCAAUUACAAGUCUCUUUCCACCACCGGCCUCUCAUUCUCACCAUACAAAACCCAUUUGGGCUUGCCCUUCUUCCCACACGCAUCUUCAACCUCUUCGCUCCUCACCACUAUUUUCAAAACCAGCUUGUUCCUCUCUCCCAUUCAACAAACCCAACGCACAAUUCUCGGCUUUCACGGCGUCCAUGGCCAGAUAAGUAGAGGUUCCGGAGUCUCUGCGAGAAAAAAGCAGCGAAAAGGCGGCGUUGAGCUCUUAGAAAUGGACGACUCUGAUGAUGAUGAUGAGGAGGAGUUGGACUUGGACUUGGACGGCUCGGAUGAUGAGUUGGGUGGCGACGGUGACGACGAAGAAGAUACGUUUGUGCCGUUUGGGAAGAUGAAGAAGUGGCUGGAGAAGAAGCCCCGUGGGUUUGGCGAAGGCAAAGAGUACGACAUUUCAAUUGAAGAGAAGCUGCUCGAAGAAAUGGAGAAGAGUAGACAAGCGCAGGCUGAGAAUCUCACUAAGCUCUCAGACGACCCUGAAAACCUUAAUUCCAAGCAAGACCAAAGCAAGAACAAGAACAAAGCUCAAGAAGUGGUUCCAGCUGGAGUUAGAGUUCGUGUGCUCAACCUUCCGAAGAAGAAGAACAUACAUAGGGAUUUGAGCGCAGCUUUCAAAUUAGUCCCUGGUUUGCUUAGCAUAAACCCCGCGGUUUCUGGAAACAAGAAAACUAAGGACCCCAUUUGCAAGGGUUUUGCUUUUGUUCAUUUUAAGUCUGAGCAGGAUGCAACUAGGUUUGUAGAAAUGUUCUCUUCUCAGAGUGUUCAAUUUGGUAAAAUUCAGAAACAGAUAAAAUGCGAGUUUGUAGAUUUGCAAGCCCUGAAUUCUGAGCAGGAAAAAUCAAGAGAUAACCAUACUGCUCCUCGACUAGCUGUUUCUGGACUGGGAGGACGUCAGAAAGCUGUUGCUGAAUUGGAUGUUUCUUCCCUGGAUACAUGGGAGGAGACCAUACCUGAUGAAUAUGACGGCUCUGAUGUGGAACUUGUUGGACCAGAACUGGUUGAUGCCAUAGAUAAUAUGCAGAGAGCUGAUUCUGACUUUGAUGAUUCUUCCCUGGACACAUGGGAGGAGACCAUACUUGAUGAAUAUGAAGGCUCUGAUGUUGAGGUCGUGGGACCAGAACUGGAAGAUGCCAUAGAGAAUCUGGACUCUACCAGUAGGUCAGACCUAAAUAGUGGAGAUAGAGAUAGCAUGGAAUUAAGGACAGAAUCUGAAUCCUUAUUAGCACAUUCAUCUUCCUCAAAGCAGCUACUUUCCAAGAGUAAAGAAGAGAAGCUUCCUCGCCGAAAGCCGGUUGUGAAAGGGAAGGCAGAAAGGUCUCCUAAGAAGAAACUAACUGUGAAAGAAAAAACAGUGAAGGUUCCAAAAUUGACUGUGGGGGGAUCUGCCAAGAGGUUAAAGGUCAAGGAGAAGGCUGUGCUUAACGAUGUGUUCUCAAAAUAUGGGGCAAAAGCUACUUUGGCUACAAAGGAAGAUAGCUAACCAACCAGUAACGAGGCUAUUGUAAAUCUUUUUGAUCGAGAAAAGGAAACCAUAACUAUGAGUAUGAUGUGUAACUGUAAACUGGAAAGUGAAAAUUCAUGAAUGAAAUAUGCUCCUCCCCCUUCUUGCCA